AGGUCCAAAGUUCGUUUUCAUUCAAGCUGUAACCUAUUUUUUUUUUGUUUAUUUGUGACCUAGAAUCCAAACUAGAAGUCACUAGAUCUAGAUUCCUAGAACUAUAUAUAUAAUUUUGAAUACAUUAAACAGGUGAGUCAUUCAAUUUCUAUAUUGAUCAUAAGUUUCAUCAAAAGAAGGGGCUUUUACUCUAUUGAAAAUGGCAAACUUUUCCAAUCGUUUGCCCGAGAUAGCAAAACAUGGUUGCUAUUUGCUUCGUUGUAAACGAUUAUUUACUACUGAUGUUCCUCGAAUCACCACUCAUUACACAAUACAUCCAAGAGACAAAGAUCCCAGGUGGAAAGAUGUCAACAUGGAAAGGUUUGCGGAUGAAGCAGAUGUUCUCAUCGUUGGUGGUGGACCCUCGGGACUUUCAGCUGCCAUAAAAUUGAAACAGCUAGCCACCAGUGCAGGAAAAGACUUGAGAGUGUGCCUUGUAGAAAAAUCUGCUGAAAUGGGUGGUCAUACUUUAUCAGGAGCUUGCCUUGAACCAAGGGCCUUAAAUGAGCUGUUUCCUAACUGGAAAGAACUGGGUGCACCAGUUACACAAGAAGUAACAGGGGACAAAUUUUAUUUCCUGACAGAGAAAUCAAGAAUACCUAUUCCAUUGCUACCAGGUAUGCCUAUGCAGAACCAUGGUAAUUAUAUCAUACGAUUGGGAAAGCUAGUCAAGUGGUUGGCUGAACAGGCAGAAAGUUUAGGAGUGGAAUUGUAUCCUGGAACAGCAGCGAGUGAGGUUCUUUACCAUGAGGAUGGCAGUGUCAAAGGGGUGGCUACUAAUGAUGUAGGGAUAGCAAAAGAUGGCUCACCAAAAGAUUCAUUUCAAAGAGGCAUGGAACUGCAUGCCAAGGUCACCUUGUUUGGAGAGGGUUGCCAUGGUCACUUGGCCAAAACUUUGUUUAAGAAGUUUAACCUUAGAGAGAACUGUGACCCUCAGCUCUAUGGCAUUGGUGUGAAGGAGUUGUGGGAAGUGGAUCCUGCUUUGCAUAAGCCUGGCUUGGUGGAGCAUACCGUAGGAUGGCCUUUAGACAGAAACACAUAUGGUGGAUCAUUUCUAUAUCACUUAAAUGAUGAAGGAGCACCUCUUGUAUCUGUUGGUGUUGUGGUUGGAUUAGAUUACACUAAUCCUUACCUGAGUCCAUUCUUAGAGCUCCAGAAGUUCAAGACACAUCCAGGAAACAUUAAAUUGUUUCAGAACGGGAAAAGAAUAGCUUAUGGGGCUAGGGCACUCAAUGAAGGAGGCUUUCAGAGUAUACCAAAGUUGACAUUUCCUGGGGGCUGUUUGAUAGGCUGCAGUCCUGGCUUUCUAAAUCUUCCAAAGAUCAAAGGAAUCCACAAUGCAAUGAAGAGUGGAAUGGUGGCAGCAGAGGCUGUCUAUGAGACACUGACUGAUGAAAAUGCUGCUUCUAAAUCAAAAACAAAAGGCUUUGAUCCAAUUUCAUAUGAAGAAAAAAUGAAAGCUAGCUGGACGUGGUCAGAGCUGAAGUCCGUCCGCAAUGUCCGUUCUUCUUUCCACACAUCUUUGGGCUUGUAUGGAGGAAUGCUGUACACUGGUGUUGUGUAUUACAUCCUGAGAGGCAAGGAACCAUAUACCGGACAUAUUAAAGAUGCAGACCACAAAUCACUACAGCCUAUUAACGACUGCAAGCCUAUAUCCUACCCCAAGCCAGACAAUGUUGUGACCUUUGACCUGCUGUCCUCCGUAGCUCUAACAGGAACCAACCAUGACCACGAUGAGCCUCCUCACCUGACCUUGAGGGAUGACAGUGUUCCCAUGGCUAAGAACUUUGCCAUCUAUGGCGGCCCUGAGCAAAGGUUUUGCCCAGCUGGUGUUUAUGAGUAUGUGGAAAGAGAAGAUGGCAAAGGUCACAGACUCCAGAUCAAUGCUCAAAACUGUAUUCACUGCAAGACCUGUGAUAUCAAAGACCCAAGCCAGAACAUCAACUGGGUUUGUCCUCAGGGAGGGGAAGGGCCAGCUUACAAUGGAAUGUGAAAACAAAUGUUUCUGCCUUAAUAAACAUAUAGUAUUUUGUUUGUAUAUAAUCUGCUAGAUGUGUACCACAGAACAUACACCCAAAUCUAGAUCAGAACUUGUGCAAUCCUAUGACAUACUUCUUCUCCUUAGAGCUUCAUAGAAAAUUAUGAGUGAAUUUUUUUUUUU
Biomphalaria glabrata is the source of this 2200-nucleotide messenger RNA. RefSeq names its product electron transfer flavoprotein-ubiquinone oxidoreductase, mitochondrial-like. The transcript is spliced from 15 exons. The coding region runs from base 200 to 2032 and encodes 610 amino acids. Gene Ontology annotation, cellular component: mitochondrial inner membrane. Gene Ontology annotation, molecular function: electron-transferring-flavoprotein dehydrogenase activity; iron-sulfur cluster binding. The record is from RefSeq and is a predicted model, not a curated record. NCBI's taxonomy places the organism in Eukaryota, Metazoa, Mollusca, Gastropoda, Planorbidae. Gene Ontology annotation, biological process: electron transport chain.